Messenger RNA from Cyprinodon variegatus (sheepshead minnow), 2050 nucleotides. RefSeq names its product EBNA1 binding protein 2 (gene ebna1bp2). Gene Ontology annotation, biological process: rRNA processing; ribosomal large subunit biogenesis. The record is from RefSeq and is a predicted model, not a curated record. Gene Ontology annotation, cellular component: nuclear periphery; preribosome, large subunit precursor; nucleolus. NCBI's taxonomy places the organism in Eukaryota, Metazoa, Chordata, Actinopteri, Cyprinodontiformes, Cyprinodontidae. The transcript is spliced from 8 exons. The coding region runs from base 91 to 1050 and encodes 319 amino acids.
CCCCACGCGAGCUGCUUGCUACAUGUGAGUUCUUGUGCAUCACUAGAUCCAUCCACGUUUUAAGCCAACUAGUUGCCCAUUUAUCAACACAUGGUUCUUUGUAGCUCGACUAUGGAUUCAGCCGAAGAAGAGUCGCUUCACGGUCAGAGUUCAGAUGAGGAAGGCAGUGAAUUGUCGGACGGAGAGCUUCAAGAAGCCUUCGCUAAAGGACUGCUGAAACCUGGGAUGAAUGUUAUGGUAGAUAAGAAAAAGAAGUUUAUCAACAAUGUGGAGGGGUUGAAGCAGUGCCUUGCUGACUUCCGCAAAGAUCUACCUUGGGUGGAGAGGUUAGACUUGACCAAUCCUCCAGCUCGUGACAUCCUCUCCAACGCUGAAGAGAAAGUGUCUGCUGGAACCAAUGGGGAAAUUGAUGCCGAAGAUGAUUUCCAAAGAGAAAUGGUCUUCUACCGCCAGGGCCAGGCUACAGUACUCGAGGCACUGCCUCUACUUAAAGUGCACAAUAUAGCCACCAAGAGGCCUGAUGACUACUUUGCAGAGAUGGCCAAAUCAGAUCAGCAAAUGCACAAGAUCAGGGCAAAGCUGCUCACUAAACAGAUGAUCCUGGAAAGGUCUGAAAAGGCCAAAAAGCUGCGUGAGCAAAGGAAAUUUGGUAAAAAGGUNCAAGUAGAGGUCCUUCAGAAGAGACAGAAGGAGAAGAAGGCUAUGAUGUCAGCUGUGAAGAAAUAUCAGAAAGGAAUGACUGACAAACUGGAUUUCUUGGAAGGAGACCAGAAAACAGCCAGAAAUCCUUCUGAUGGAUCAAAGAAAGUUUUAAACAAAAAGGGUCCCAAUGCUAAGCGGAAAUACAAGGACCAAAAGUUUGGCUUUGGGGGUAAAAAGAGUGGAAAGAAAUGGAACACCAAGGAGAGCUUCAAUGAUGUUUCAGGUUUCCGUGCCAAAAUCGCUCAUGACAAGGGAGGGAGGAAAGGCAAAGGAGGGAAUAAAAAUGUGAGUCCCAUGCAUAGGAAAAAUUGUAUUUGUUCUGAAAGGAGCUUAUUAAGAAACAACUAACAUUAUUUAUUUGGACUUUCAGAAACGCCCAGGCAAGUCUGUUCGCAGGAAGAUGAAGAGUCGCUCUUAAACCUGACUGGAUUGGGAGCUCAUUUCCUGGACAGGAUUAAGCAUGACUGUGCAAUCCAGACUGUGGUUACAUGUAUAUAUUUUAUACAGAAUUAUUAAAUGUGGAUUUCUGAAUCGAUGUAGACAACAUGAAUCCCUUUUAAAAACACUUAGAGCUGGGUCCUAUCAAGACACAAACGGAACUGCAUUGUUCCUGUAUAAAGUACAGUAGUGUUUAACUCCACACAUCUUGGAAUACUUAAAAACAAACAAAAAAACCCCUGGAAUAUGUUUGUCAUCAUAAGAUUUCUCUUCAGUAUCUGCUCUGGUCCAUGGACUGUCUAAUGGAUACCGUGUAUUCUGAAUUUUGGGAAAUUGUUUUAUUUUCCUCAUUCAGCUCCGUGGCUUAAUUGAUUCUGUCUUAUCUGACAUGACAUUUGGUUUAUGAGCUGCUGUCAGUUUUGCCCUUUAUAGUUCAUUAGUAUGAUCAAUAUGUAAUUUGCUUUGACUUGGGAUUUACCUUGCAAAGAUGCAUUUUUGGAAGAAGGAAAAAAAAAAACUUGGAAGAAUAAAAUAAAUCAUUUUUUUAGGUCUAUUUUGAGCGUAGUUUGAGAUUUUGAGUGUCUGUGAUAUCCGUCUUGCGCCUCCGGAAGUCGAAUCGCGGGUCUUGAUGGUUCUUUUCCAUCUAAGGAGAAAAAUGACAGAAUUAUGAAUGCUAAUAAAUCUCAUUAGUUCAGAUAAACAAUUGUUCGCAUAAAGAACAUUACAAGGGCUAAAAUGUAAAUGUUUGUAUUUCUGAUGUUUAUAGGUGUAGCUAAAACCUCAAACUGAAGCUUCAUAGGUGCCUUGUAUCUUCUAAGACGACCUGUGGUCUCAUUUAAAUAACUUGUAUUCACACAAAAUAGGCCUGAAAAUUGCAUAUAUCGACUUCCACGCAAAGGUUGGGACUUAC